CGUUCUAAAAAGCAUCCGAAAUUUGUAAACGUUCUGAAAAGGAGAUUAUUGACAAAUUUUAACUUUUCUUCUAUUAUUUUUUUAUUUUAAACACGUGAUAUGUGAUUUAAAUGUUCUAUUGUUUUGUUUUUUCUUUAAAAAAUUAUAUAAUUUAUUUUUUGCAAUAAAAGCAGAUAUUAGUCAUAAUGGUAUUGUUAGGCGAAACAUUUCCAAAUUUUACCGCAGAAACACAAAAUGGUAAAAUUAAUUUUCACGAUUGGCUUGGCGACUCUUGGGGUAUAUUGUUUUCGCAUCCACAUGAUUUCACACCUGUUUGCACUACAGAAUUGGCAAAAGUUGCCAAAUUAAUGCCAGAGUUUAAUAGAUUGGGCAUUAAAGUUAUUGCAUUAUCAUGUAAUUCUGUUGAUUCUCAUCACAAAUGGAUUGAGGACAUCAAAAGUUAUGGAGAAAUAACUGAUGAAGAAUUUCCAUAUCCUAUAAUAGAAGAUGAAUCUCGCCGACUAGCAACGAUGCUUGGUAUGUUAGACCCAGCAGAGUUAGAUAGUCAAGGUUUACCUGUGUCAGCUCGAGCUGUUUUCAUAAUAGACCCGUCCAAGAAAAUGCGUCUUUCAAUUUUAUAUCCAGCGACUACUGGAAGAAAUUUUGAUGAAAUAUUACGAGUCAUCGAAUCACUUCAUUUAACUGACAAAUUCAAAGUUGCAACCCCUGUUGAUUGGAAGAAAGGAGAAGAAGUUAUGGUUCAGCCAAGUGUCACCGAAAAUGAAGCAAAAGAAUUAUUUCCAACUGUAAAGACUGUUAAUCUUCCAUCCGGGAAAACGUAUUUGCGAAUUGUAUCGCAACCAACAUAAAAAAUAAAGUGGGAUAAAAGACGUGAGAUAAAACAUCAAUAAGAAUAAUUUUAAAUUAAUUAUUGCAUAUAUACUUUGAUACAAUGUACACGAUACAAAAUACAGAGUAAUAAUGUCUGACAUUUUCAAUACUGAA
Polistes dominula (European paper wasp) is the source of this 984-nucleotide messenger RNA. It is a transcript of the gene Prx6a, whose product is annotated as Peroxiredoxin 6a. Gene Ontology annotation, molecular function: peroxiredoxin activity. Gene Ontology annotation, cellular component: cytosol; mitochondrion. The record is from RefSeq and is a predicted model, not a curated record. Gene Ontology annotation, biological process: cell redox homeostasis; cellular oxidant detoxification. Lineage: Eukaryota; Metazoa; Arthropoda; Insecta; Hymenoptera; Vespidae.